AUAUGGCGUACAAAAAUGUGGUGUAAAAAUAACCGCGGAACGUGAAUCGGAGGCGUCGCGACGUCCAACGACGUGAACGACUUAUAAAUAACUGCACGAGUGCAAGCCGGAACACUUUCAGUUCCAGGUUUGGUGCUGUGCGCGUAAUUUAUCGAGAAAAUGGCGACGAAAAACGAAGAAAUUAAGGGUGCUGAAGUAGUUGCCAUGGAUCCAGUAAAAAAGGAACUACAGGCAAAAAAUGAAGAAUGCGAAGCGCUGAAAGCAAAACUAGCUCGAAUGGAGCUGGAUUUAUUAGAAGCGCGCAUGAAAUCGACGCAAAACCAGUCGGAAGUUGACGAAAUCCACAAAAUGAAGGAGAUUUCCGAAGAGUUGCUCACCAAAGCAAAGAGCAUCAUCUUUGAAAAAGUAAAAACAUGCAAGAAUCAAGAACUGCAGAUCGAAGCACUGAACGCACAAGUCACAUCGCUGAAGGACGUGGUUUCCAUCACCAAGAACCUGCUUGAGAUUCGCAACCUUGAAGUGACCCACUUGCAGGAUCAGAUCAACGCCAUGAACGGAAAAAUCGAAUGCGAAAAAGAGCGACAGGAAUUGGUACACAAGAAGUUAGAGAAAAUGAUCCGCAUGAACGCAGAUUUAAAACGUGAAUACGAAACGCAAUUGGUGCUUUUUAAUGCACUUAGAGAUAGAUAUCAAGAGCGAGAGUUGGCUAAGAACCUUAUCGAAGAAGCAAAUGUUAUUAUUAAAGCAGCAUCGGAUGUUUCAACCGAAGAAUCGCCCGACAGUCCGGACGGACCAAAAAGCAUGGCUGUUUCCAACUGUACGACUGAUACUGUUAGUGUUGUCAGUCAAGAGAGCACUGAAUCGCAAGCUGAAUCGAAAACAUCUUGAGUUUUACGGCAAUAAAUCGGAGAUUGAUACUAAUUUAUGUGAGAUUUUAACUUUUUGCAAAUUUUGUAACGAUUUUUAACUAGCGCAUGUUUUAAACUGUUAAAAUAUAAGUGUUUUAUGUAAAAGAUAUAAGCAAUUGCAAAUAUGUUACCAGUUUAUCAAAAAUAAAUCAAGAAACUACUUAAAAA
This is a messenger RNA of Dalotia coriaria, 1076 nucleotides long. RefSeq lists its product as uncharacterized. Lineage: Eukaryota; Metazoa; Arthropoda; Insecta; Coleoptera; Staphylinidae. The coding region runs from base 160 to 888 and encodes 242 amino acids. The transcript has 3 exons. The record is from RefSeq and is a predicted model, not a curated record.